Molecule: messenger RNA, 2582 nt
Organism: Gigantopelta aegis
Lineage: Eukaryota; Metazoa; Mollusca; Gastropoda; Neomphalida; Peltospiridae
Exons: 11
Coding region: 1-2241 (746 amino acids)
Molecular function (GO): NAD+ binding
Source: RefSeq, a predicted model, not a curated record
AUGCUCACCCACCUUGGAACUGCUGCAAUAAGGAAAUUAAAACCUAGAAAGUCGCCAGGACCAGAUGGUAUUUCCAACGAGAUGCUCACCCACCUUGGAACUGCUGCAAUAAGGAAAUUAAAACCUAGAAAGUCGCCAGGACCAGAUGUUCCUUUUUACGAUAAAUAUGACGGCUUAGACAGAAAAGCCAAAAGUCGAAAUAGGUAUAUAUCACAUGAUCGAGUAAAACAAGAACAAAAAGUACGCUGUAAGAAGAUAUCUAACAUCUUGAAAAAGAAUGAAUGUCAGCGAUCAACAGAAGAAGUAUUGAUGCUGGAAUCAUCACCAGAAAUUGUUCAACUAGUACAGAAGAGAGCACAGGUGCUUGUUAAAAAGAAACAACGGAUUUUAGAGGUUGAAGAUGAUGUUGAUACCUUGUCUGCUAAAUGUCAGCAGUUAGCAAAUGCUAUCAAAUCAUCCAAGAAAGUUGUUGUGUAUACAGGUGCUGGAAUUAGUACAGCUGCUUCAAUACCUGACUAUCGCGGACCAAAUGGGGUAUGGACAAUGUUGAAACAAGGAAGGGAGCUUGAAGAUCAAGACCUUAGUGACGCAGAACCGACCUUCACCCACAUGAGUAUCACGAAGCUGUACACAGAAGGAUACGUCAACUAUGUGGUAUCUCAGAACUGUGACGGUUUGCAUGUACGGAGCAGUCUACCGAGGAAUGUCAUAUCUGAGGUUCAUGGCAACAUGUAUCUUGAGGUUUGUCCAAACUGCAAGCCCCAGCAGGAGCUCUUCCGUCUGUUUGACGUGACGGAGAAGACAGGCGUGCGUCGCCACGUCACGGGCAGGAAGUGUCACCGCUGUAGCUCCGCGCUGAAGGACACCGUCGUGCACUUCGGCGAGAAGGGCGGGCUGCGAUCUCCGUACUGGUGGAAGCGCGCCGUGAAGGCUGCCAACAACGCAGACCUCAUUCUGUGUCUCGGAUCCAGUCUCAAGGUUUUAAAAAAAUACUCGUGUUUGUGGUGUAUGGAUAAAAAGGUACAUCAACGACCAAAACUCUUCAUCGUCAAUUUGCAGUGGACACCAAAGGACGACAAUGCUACCUUAAAAAUUAAUGGUUACUGUGACGACGUAAUGAUGCAAGUGAUGAAGUACCUGUCUCUAACAGUAGAGCCGUAUCAAAGGAUACAGGAUCCAAUUUUCCAUAUGUCGGUGCCUUUAAGAACGAAUGAACUGAAAACUACCUCAAAGAAAAUCCUUCAAGUGCCCAAAGAUUACUCACCAAAUGUCCGGUUAAAUCGAAGAGACGUGGAGAGAUACAGACAUGCAACAGAUGCAGACAAGAAACCGUGCCUAGGUGAACAACCGUUGCAGAAAACGUUUUCUGUCAUUAAAACAUUACUGAACUCACCAAUAUCUCAGGGAGAAGGUGGUGAAGCACUGCUGACACAAGUGAUCUCAUCAACGAUGCCUCAAAGUAUUAAGACGGACUUGUUGAACAGUUACGUCCACUUUUCAAGCUCGGUACCUGCAAACUCAAAACAUCCGUGCAGACUGGGUGGUGCAUUUCCGCCAACGUUCCUCGUCAUGAAGCCAAUACACGACGCUCAGCUCGUCGGGAACUUCCAGCUGCAGGUAAAUAUUGCACACAGCCACAGCCACGGCCAGCAUCAGGUGUCUGAUAAAAGCUGUCUCAGUGUGAGGUGGAAGUGUCCCGGUACAGACGCAGGGUCCGACUCGCACACGGGUGGUUGUAAAGCAGAACACGACAGUGACCUACAGGAACAGGCACUUGAUCUCUCUACGACGGGAUGCUCAACGACAGGCAGCUCUGGAUCUCUCGUGUCCAAUAGUACGCACAAUUCAGUGUCUGAGUCAGUACAUGUGUCUCCUGUAGCUCAAGUUGACUCGGUGAAGACUGAAGCCAAACAGAUAUUCCAAGACAGUAAUGACCAAUGCAGCCAAACUCGCGACUUACCGUCAACUGUUGCAGUUGUAGAAAGUGAAUCUGUUUUGUUGUCAAAUACUCAACCGAGUGGAGUUGCGUCUUCUACUGAUGACCAGACUGUUGUAGAGUCGGACGACGCUGCGCACAAACCUGGGUCUUCCACAGAUGAAACAGGAACGGAAAUCUCUGCCAACUCGGAUCAUCAAGCAGUACUUAACAAACCGCCUGCACCUCACACAAAGAAACGGUCAGUGCCAGGAUGGUUUGGAAAAGGACUGACGAUCAAGAAGAAAAGAAAAUUAUGUUUAUAAUAUAUAUUUAUUCAGAACAAAUUCAGGUUUCCUUUCAAAUACUCAAAGAAUUCCAUGAGUAAACAUACUGAAUGUUUCUCUGUAACAGUAUUGGUAAAUACAGACAGAUAGAUAGGAAAGAUAAUGCUUGCCAGUUUUUGCAUGUCUAUCCGUCCAGAAUGCUUGAAUUUGACAAUAUUGAAGCGUCUGUUUGCAGGGGUCGGAGUUCACUUUGUUUACCAGUACUCAAGGAUAUUCAGUAAUACUGUUCCUUUAAUGAUACUGGAAAUUCUAAAACAAAUACCUGUAGUAGUAGUAGUAGUAGUUUAUUUGAUGUAAAAUAAAAACAGAGUUUAUCUCGA